UCUGCAUAUAUAGUAUUGAAAUUGAUGGGCGGGCAAAUCUAGUUAAGCGUAACAACAACUGUAAUGAGGAUAACUGUUUGCUUAUCCGGAGAUUCAUUUUUUCCGCUGGAGGUUUCAAAUAGCACGCUAAUAUCGGAACUCAAAAUGCUUAUUGAGGUUGAAAGUGGCAUAUCUGGAGUUGAUUUUGAACUAUCAAGAGAAGGACAGGUUUUAUGCGUUCAGUCAACUACCAAUAUCGAAAAGGCAGGAAUCAAAGAUGAGGAUCUUCUUUUUGCCGUUCCUAUCCCAAGACGCAACACAAAUGAAUCGAAGAGUGAUGGUUCAUCACGUACAGUUCCUUUGUUAGAUUUUAAGUCAAUCAAGGUUCCAGGUUCAUCGGGUUCUGGGGUACCUGAAGCUAUUCGCAAGCAUUUUCUAACUGGUGCUGCCCGUCAGCUGUCUAUAUUGGGUGAACGAAAUCCAGAGUUGGCUGCCGUCAUUAAUGACCCAGUUGCCUUUAGAAGGGUUUUUGAAUCACAACAGAGUACUGCUCGCCAGCAUCGGGAGGAGCUUGAAAACUUGUUGUCUGCAGAUGCUCUAAAUCCAGCAGUUCAAGAAAGAAUAGCUGAGCUUAUAAAACAAAAUAAUAUUGAUAUGCAAAUGGAAAGUGCUCUGGAAUAUUAUCCGGAAACAUUUGGCCAAGUUUCAAUGUUAUUUAUCAAUUGUAAAAUUAAAGAUCAAAAUAUUAAAGCAUUUGUUGAUUCUGGAGCACAGAGUACAAUUAUGAGUGAGGAUUGUGCACGACGUUGUAAUUUGGAUUCAUUAAUUGAUAAAAGAUGGGCUGGGAAAGCUUAUGGUGUUGGAACACAAACUAUAAUAGGUCGAGUUCAUAAUGGAUUAAUAGAAAUUGGAGGCAUAUUCAUUCCGACGUCUUUCAUUGUACUAAAAGAUCAAUCUAUGGAUCUGCUCAUUGGUUUAGACAUGCUCAAACGUCAUCAAUGUUGCAUUGAUCUUAAGCGUAAUGUUUUAAUCAUUGAUGGACGUAUUGAAGCACCUUUUCUACCAGAAUCUGAAAUUCCAUUGUCCUUAUCAAAUCCAUCUAUUCUGGAUAAUGAAGACACAGAUGAGAGAUUUCUAACGAAGAAUUUAACUUUCAUGGUCACGCCACUACGUCGGAAAUGGCCUCAAUGCUCUGAUUAAACGCUAUCAAAAGCAAGUCAGAUAUUAGUCAGCAUGAAUGUCCUAUUUCCUUUUCAGAUGUAUUCUCGUCGUAGCAUCAUAAACUACACAACUUUAGUUUCAAGAAGAUAACUGACAUUGGAUUGUCAAAUAUAUCUGACUCAAUUAUAAUUUUUAACCGGUAAUAAAAAAUUCAUUCUGUUGAAAUACACAAGAUCUUUGCAUUUCCUUUCUUUUCCAUAAACCUCAACGAAAGUCUUUUACUCGCUAAUCUCUUCUCCUGGUAUAUACCGAAAUCUGAAAUAUUCUAAGCGGUGUGAUAACAACACAGUUUGAAAUUAGAAUGGACAUAACUUUCUUUGUACAGUUUAUAGUAGGUAAAACUAAGUAAGAAUAAAGAUAUUCGUUGUAACGUCAAUACAACCUGGAAAUUGCGCUCUUCUGAGAAAUAUAAACAAAAGGGUGUAAAACUUGGAAGAACACUUCUGUCUGAUUAAAUGAUAAUUACACGUUUUUAUAACCUUUAUUACUAUUGGUUAGGUAAACCUAAGUGGUAAGUAAAGGGAGUUUUGACCUUAUUAUUAUUUACUAGUUGUAAGCUAAAUGCCCAUACUACUUAGUUAUAAUUCAACAACUUAAUGUUUCUAUACUAUUCCGAUAUAUUUAAAGUUUUUCGACUACUGUCUUUCAUCAUCACUAUUGCUGAGAUAAUAUUACUAGCUUAUAUUUAGUUCAUUAUAUGUACUAAAAAUCAUAAGAUUAUUGCUAACGUUGAAAAAUAUUUGAAAAUUAUGAUGAUACAGUUUAAGAAAUAAACUCACUGAUAUGUUUUUUAUUCAUUGAACAAUAAUCUGUCCUGAUCUGUAAUCUAAAUAUCUUCCCCUUAGAUAUUAUUGUUUUCUGUGCGAGUUUUGUAAAAUUCUUUCUCCUUUUAUGUGUUUUUAGUACACUGAUUUGUUCACAAUUUUAUUAUUCCUACAACAUGAUACUUAUACAACUUCAUUAUUAUUUUCUUAGUUUGAUGAGUCACAAAAGUUAAAAAUCCAAGUACUUGUUGAUCGUGGUAUUACUCGUUCCAAAGCAAUCGAUGUAUUACAUCGUAAUCAAUGGGAUUUAGACGCAGCUUUAGCUUCUCAUCUUCACAGUAUGUUUGGUCAAUCUAGAUAAUAAAUUGGAAUAUGAAUUGCUGACUAUCUAUCUAUCCAUCCAUCCAUCAAUUUAUUGUUCUUCUUAAUUUUCCGUUCUUUUUCUGAAAAUAUAAUCAGGGGUUUUGCUAUUAGUCAAUUUUGUUUCUUAUUCAUCUGUAUUAUUUUAUUCUGAUUUAUCUAUUAGUCUGUAUGAAUAAAGCAAACAAGUUCAUUUGGUUAUUCCUUUUCGUUUAUACUCGUAUUUUUAUUGAAAAAGGAUUGUUUAUUUUUUUUUGAAUAAAAACAAUUCUAAGAAAAUUGUUGAAUUUGUCAGUUUUUAUUAUAUCAUUAAUGUAUAUUAUUUUAUAUUUAUUUCUGUCAACCUAAUAUCAAACUCUCUGUUUUGUAUAUCCUUAUUUUGAGCAGAAAGGUUGUAUAGUUCCGAAAUUAUAUUUUUAUAUGUUCACUAGGAAGUUACCUAGUUGUUUGAGUUCUAAAUGUACAAAUUUAAAGGUGUAUAUCUAAGGGGAUUCAUAUAAGAAAUCGAGAAAUAUCAAAGAUUUGUAACUUUACAAUAAUGAUAUUGCUUUC
Molecule: messenger RNA, 2876 nt
Organism: Schistosoma guineensis
Lineage: Eukaryota; Metazoa; Platyhelminthes; Trematoda; Strigeidida; Schistosomatidae
Source: the annotation of a GenBank genome assembly